GCCGCGUCGCGCGCCACCCGCUUCGUGUUACGCGCUAUAUUAUGACAGCGACGUGAUGGACGGCAAGGAGUACGGUGCGGUUCCCGGCUUGCCCGCCGGCCUGGACUAUUUUAUGAUGCCGCGCGUCAGCCAGCCCGCGCCACAGUUCGACUUCAGAAAGUUAGGCGCCAGUUUCAGCGGCCGCGACGAAGACAAGUGUGAGGAGCGGCGGUCCCCGGAGUACCCGCCUGAGCGUCGUGACCCGCUGCCCGCGCCGUGGCCGCUCGGCCUCGGAGUUCAAUUCGUCAACCCCGCUACCGGGAAGAAGAGAGUGCAGUGCAAUGUUUGUUUAAAAACUUUUUGCGAUAAAGGCGCGCUAAAAAUACACUUUUCGGCGGUGCACUUGCGAGAGAUGCAUAAGUGUACAGUGGAGGGGUGUACGAUGAUGUUUAGUUCGCGGCGUUCGAGGAAUCGACACAGCGCUAAUCCAAAUCCAAAGCUUCAUUCACCGCACGUGAGACGUAAGAUUUCUGCCCACGAUGGCAGGUCGGCGCAGCCUUUCUCGCUGUUACCGGCGCUGGCUCGCCUACCGCUGCCGCCACCCUCCCUUCUUCCGCCUGAGUUAGCUGCACGUCUUCCACCUCCACUAGCAGCGAAUCAUGGACCCCCUCACCUACCUCCGCGAGUUCCUCUCGAUGAUCUCCGUAACUUCAGUGAAAUUGAAAAAAUGUACAGAAGUGUUCCGUCGCCCCAACAUCAUCACCCUCGGCACGCAUUAGAUCUCGCCAAACCUGUUGUUGCUCUGGAAGAGGAAUCUAUUAUUUGUAGUGAUAAUAAUGAUGACAUUUCUGACGAUGAGGACAAAGACCAUGUGAUCAAAACUGAUACUUUUGAUGAGAAACGAUCGAGUUACAUCGAUGAACCGGAAGAUUUAAGUGUAAAUAAAAAGAAGGAAGACUUAAAAUCUCCUAUUGUACAAUCUGUAUCCAGAACUGACCCCACCGCAACAGAUGAUAAAUUAUCAUUGAUACCUAACAAACGUAAGAGAAAGAGCGGGAAUCCGACGAGGUGCUCGCAAAACAAUGAAUGUAGUGUAUCAGACGAAGAGUACAAUGGCGAUUUAUUCAGAAACUUAUCUACGCCUAGUUCUAGUCGAGCUGAUGAGGAGCCUUUAUCUCUGAAAAAACAAAAACCGGAGAAAUGGGAGCCAUUUCAGAACGGCGAGGAGCCGACUGUGGACUCGGAAUCAGUGACAAGAGUGAAGGCUGAAAGUGAAUCUGAUGAUGAAUCUAGUGCGCCGAGCGUCGUUCGAGAGGGCUUAAGACUGCGUUCAGAUCUCUAUACACCGAGUGAUAGUGGUAGUGACCUACACGCGUUGGAGGAGCGCUUGGCGCGCGCCCGGUCUCGGUCAGCGAGCAGUGAAAGAACGGAAGAUCGGGUAGAUAUCAAUGACCUCGAAAUACCCAUAGACGAUGAAAAUCCCGAUCGAUGUACGGCCUGUGGUAAAAUAUUUCAAAACCACUUCACGCUGCGAAUGCAUUACAGAAACGACCACUUAAAGCUACUGCACCCGUGUGAAGUUAAUGGUUGCGACGCUGCUUUUCCCUCGCGGCGGAGUCGAGACAGACACAGCUCAAACGUAGAUCUGCACCGGCGUUUAUUAUCAACAACGUCACCCGAAGCUCAAGAACAAAGGCCCGCGUUUGAAGUGAACGCAGAACUUCUCAAUAAAUUGUACGCGGACAUAAAAGGUCUGGCGUCAACACUAGAAAGUUUAAGAUACGGUGGCGAAGAGUCUUCCCAGAUUCCUAGCUAUGUCACUGAAACUAUGAAGUUUUAUAGUCGGAAUUUAACUGCUCUACAAGCGGGUAUGUUUCCACAAUUGAGCGAUCGGGGGUUUUUUCCGAGCCCUUAUUUAAUGGGUAACGGAGCGAUGCAACCAGGGGGUCUGUACGGCGCGCCGGCGGGGGCUCAAUCGGCGCGAGAGUCACUAUCCCCUUUGUCGGCGUCGUCUCCGCCGGUCAUUUCACCGGGAAGGCUUGACGCGGCACACGCUCGUAACAGAGAUGACGCGAAGCUGCUUUUUCGCGAGACCUCUGAAUCCUACAAGAAGAUGACUUCCCUGUGCGAGCGUCAGGAUCAGCUCUACCAGCACCACGUUCCCGUGUCAUGACGCAAUCCGUACAACCCCCGCGCGACCUGGUGAUACCUCACUUCUUAAGCCACUGCGCACAGACUCUGUAUAUUUAAUUGUUAAUAAUUUUAAUUGUGUUAAUUCUAUCAUAUUUCGUUUUGUAUUUUCUUGUGAUAUUUAGACAAAUAUAUCGUAAUAAUUAUCGAUCCCACGAACUGUAAGUUAUAGGGAUAUUACCGCUUGGGUAUUAUGUUGGCGUUUGUGAAGCGAAGUGCAAUACGGACUCGGAAUAUUAUAAAUAUUAAUGGAAUCGGCGGCGUACGAUAUGGUAUCGUGUAGAGUAUUCGUAAUCGAUGUUGAAAGUAAACGUUAUAAUGAUCAGCUUCAUUUGUUGUUCUGGCGCAAUAAA
Molecule: messenger RNA, 2522 nt
Organism: Pararge aegeria (speckled wood butterfly)
Lineage: Eukaryota; Metazoa; Arthropoda; Insecta; Lepidoptera; Nymphalidae
Product: zinc finger protein basonuclin-2
Exons: 1
Coding region: 56-2152 (698 amino acids)
Biological process (GO): regulation of DNA-templated transcription
Cellular component (GO): nucleus
Source: RefSeq, a predicted model, not a curated record